AUGAGUGAUAAAUCAAAAUCUCCACCUGCACUUGCCAAGAAAACAACCAAGCCAAUUAUUAAGAUCUAGGUUUCAAACGAAAAAAUAUAGACCAAAAAUUAUCAGCCUUCAAGAUUUGUGGUUGCUGAAAGAUUAUAACCUAUUACUUACAAGACUCAAGAAGUAUUGAGUGAGUUUCAAACUAAAAUAGAAAGCACAAUAUUGAAUCCAAACCUAUUAAAAAGUGUUCAGCCUAGUUAAUAAAGAGUCAUUCAGCCAAAAGAAUAUAAAAAGAAACCUCUUAGGAGAUAGGAAAAUGAAAUGCAAAUGUAUAAAGACAUAUUUGUAUAACCAAAAGCAGAUGCAUUAUAAGAGUUAAAAGAAAAGGAGAAGGACUUUGAAGCUCUCUUUCACAAAGGAUAAGCCAAACAAUAUGACAAAAUACUAAACAUAAAAGAAGUGGAAGAGAAGCAAACCAAGACUUUACUGGGAUCUUUGCUCAAUGAACAAAUCAUGAAAUCAACUGCUCCGAUGGACAAUAUUGAUUUAAAAAAAGAAAUCGACAAGGUGGCAUAAAUGGACUUAGCAGUUCAACCUGAAACGAACUUUUAAUUUUUUGAUCAACAAAUUUCUGUCUAACCUCCAGAUCUCCCCAAUGCCAGUAUUGCUUCCCCUUUAACUCCUGGCAAUGGGUAUGCUCCUUCUAUCCCUUACACUCAUAAUGUCAAGGAAAAUAAUAGAACCAGCAUCAAGGAUUUGUUAGUAAGGGCCAAAGCAGGUAUGUAGGCUGGGGACAUACAGAAGGAAGCUCAUUUAUCCUUUUAUUUGGGAAUGGUUUAUGAAAGCAGCAAAAAUCAUAAUGAAGCUGUCAGAUUUUACAAAAAGUUUGUGGCUUGUGCUAAAUUGAUGGAGGAUAAGAUAGGGAUGGCAUUGGGAACGAAUAGAGUGGCUUUUAACUAUUACAAUGCUGGAAAUUACACUAAAUCAAUUGAGUUCCAUAAGCAAAACCUUUAAUAUUCCGAUUAAGAGAAUAUGUUCACUGAAGGUUAAGAAAUUACGAGGAUUCAGUGGAAUAUUUUGAAUAAGCUUUGGAGCACUGGUGCCCAGAAAAGAGAUGAAGCAGAAUCCCAAUGUAUAUCCUUUGGAUAAUUAGGGAUAGUUUAUUUAGAAAUUAAAUAAUAUCAAUUGGCUUAUGAGAAUUUUCAAAAUUGUUAUGAAUUAGCCAGAAGAUUAAAAAAUCAUAAAUUGCAAUUGGAGUGUCUAUUAAAUUUAAUUAAAAUAUCCGGAUAUUUACAAACUCCAGUUGAAAUUUAAACAGAUAUUUUAAGAAAUGCAAUCUAAUGUGCCAAUCAUUUAAAUGAAAAAUCCAUAGCUACUUUAUGUUUGUGUAAUUUAGGCGUUCUUGAAUCAAAGCCUCAACAACCUAUCGAAGAAUAUGAUGAUUUAGAAUAUGAAUAAUUUUGA
This is a messenger RNA of Paramecium tetraurelia, 1443 nucleotides long. RefSeq lists its product as uncharacterized. Lineage: Eukaryota; Ciliophora; Oligohymenophorea; Peniculida; Parameciidae. The transcript is spliced from 6 exons. Gene Ontology annotation, molecular function: protein binding. The record is from RefSeq and is a predicted model, not a curated record.